AUGGGUCUCUCAGAGAACAAGCAGCGCAUGGCUCGUGGCGAGCUGUACACAGCUUUUACCCCAGAACUAACCGCAGAGCGUGCACGUUGCAAACACGCAUGCGCACGCUACGCCAGCGCUGGCGAAGCCUCGCGUCGAAAGCUGACCGAGCUCUUCAGAGACAUCAUCCAAGACAGGACUGCACUGCCGCCUCUAGCAGCAACGCCAGAGCAGGACGAUGUGCUGUUCGAAGACGACCCUUGGAUCGAGCCCCCACUAGCCAUGGACUAUGGCUACAACGUGCGCCUCGGCAAGAACGUUUUCAUAAACUUCAACUCGGUGUUUCUGGACACUUGUUUGAUCACGAUUGGUGAUCGUACACUUGUUGGUCCCAACGUCUCGUUCUACUCCGCCACGCAUCCGUUGGAUCCAGUGAUCCGCCAGGGAACACGCGGUCCGGAGCUUGGGAAGGAGAUCCAUGUUGGACAUGACUGCUGGAUUGGUGGGAACGCUGUCAUCCUUCCCGGAGUCACGAUAGGCAGAGGUUGUGUUGUGGGCGCUGGCAGCGUGGUUACCAACAACGUCCCAGACUUCAUGGUUGUGGCAGGUAAUCCGGCUCGUAUCGUGCGGAAGGUCGAAACCCAAAUGGACCCCACGCAGAGUGGUACCGAACGGAGCGGUUGGCCCGGCCCCGGCGAACAAAUGGAUGGUGCUGAGGUGCACAUGCCGAAGAUGCCAGAGGCCAACAUGCAGCUACAAUAA
Molecule: messenger RNA, 741 nt
Organism: Ascochyta rabiei
Lineage: Eukaryota; Fungi; Ascomycota; Dothideomycetes; Pleosporales; Didymellaceae
Exons: 2
Coding region: 1-741 (246 amino acids)
Molecular function (GO): acetyltransferase activity
Source: RefSeq, a predicted model, not a curated record